UCUCUUAUUGCUUCAAAUAAAAAAUUGAAUCUGGUGAUGUUUGGAAUUUUUGAUCUUCUUACAAAGAACCUACAUAACUAUGUCAAACGAAUGGCUGUUGAUAUUGCAAGAGAUUCAACAGAAUCAGAGCAUACUACUUACCUAUUUCCAAAGUAUAUUGACACAUUCAUUCAUUCCAAAAGUACACAAUUUGCUGAGUUAUCGAGGGUAAGCUUUCAGCAGAAAAUUUUUACUUCAUUAAUAGAAAAAAAUGCAGAAAAAUUUGAUCUUGAAGGCAGUACUAAAUGGAUAAUUCGUAAGAACAGAGUUAUCCUAAAGAAAAUUGAUGGAGAUAUAUCUUCUUUUUAUAGCGAUUUAUUAAAGAUGAAAAAAACUUUAGAGAUAAAUCGGGUCAAGACUUUUAAGACCAUAAGAAAAGUGGUAUAUCUUCUAUCGGGAGUACUGGGAUCAAUCUGUAUUUCAGUUAAUCAUUUCCUAAAAGAUCGAGAUGAUAAGUCCAAUCAACGACAACUCAUCUUUGUUGUAGCCUUAGGAAUUAUUGGUUUUUUUGGAUAUGCGCACAUUUUUUUCUGGAACGAUGGCCUUACCAUAUGUUCCCUCAGAACCUUUAAUAUUAAAACGUCCAUAGCCAAUACUUAG
Maudiozyma saulgeensis is the source of this 639-nucleotide messenger RNA. The record is from the annotation of a GenBank genome assembly. NCBI's taxonomy places the organism in Eukaryota, Fungi, Ascomycota, Saccharomycetes, Saccharomycetales, Saccharomycetaceae.